AGUGAGGGCUCAGUUUGCAGUGAUAGAGCUCAGUUUGCAGUGAUAAAGCUCAGUUUGUAGUGAUAGAGCUCAGUGUGCAGUGAUAACUCAGUGUGCAGUGAUAUAUCUCAGUUUGUAGUGAUAGAGCUCAGUUUGUAGUGAUAGAGCUCAGUUUGCAGUGAGGGCGGGCUGAGUCAACCUGCCACUCCCCGCUCAGGCCUUCACGGGAGCGCGCCUCCAGCUCCGCUCCUGCGCGCUGCUGGCUGUCACGCUUUACUACCAACAGGCACAGAGGUAUUCCAGAGAGGAAGUCACUGAGAUUUAGGGAAACGGACAACAACUCCAACAACAACAACAGUCCCGAGUAGUACGAGUAAUAACUCCUCAUUUAGGAACAGCAGAAAACCAGCUUACUUUGUGAGUAUGGACUAGAGAGCCGCCGGGUCGCAGCAGCAGAUGGAGGCGGCGAGAAGUUUGGUGUUCGUCGGGGCCGUGUUGCUCGGAGUGACGGGCUCGUUGGGCAGAGAAGCGUGCCUGGGUACCGACAUGAAGCUGACCCUGCCCUCCAGCCUGGAAAAUCACUAUGAGACCCUGAAGCUGCUCUACACCGACUGCCAGGUCGUCCACGGCAAUCUGGAGAUCACACACCUUCAUGGAAUCCCUGACCUCUCCUUCCUACAGGGGAUCGUGGAGGUACAAGGCUAUGUACUCGUAGCUAAUGUGUCAGUGCCUCUGGUGCCUCUGGACAACCUUCGGAUCAUAAGAGGCAGCCAGCUGUACUCCGGCUACGCCCUGGCUGUGGAGAAUAACACCCUGGGUGGACAGGGGCUCAAGACACUCCGGCUACGUAGCCUCACAGAGAUCCUGUUGGGUUCGGUGCAAAUUUGGGGGAACCCCCAGCUGUGCUUCCCAGACCCCGAGCACAUCGUUUGGAGGGACAUUUUGGACAAGCAGAACAACGCCACGGUGCACCGAGUGCAGCGUCCGGCUCCUAACUGUCCAAGUUGUUCUUCUGUAUGUGGUAAAAGCUGCUGGGGCGAAACUGCACAGGACUGCCAGACCUUGACCCGUCUUAAAUGUGCGGUUGGCUGUCUGCGGUGUAAAGGUCCCCUUCCCCAUGACUGCUGUCACACGCAGUGUGCUGCUGGAUGCACAGGACCCAAAAACACCGGCUGUCUGGCUUGCCGUCACUUCAACGACAGCGGUGUGUGUAAGGAUAGCUGCCCUCCACCCACUAUCUACGACCCCAUCACCUUUCAGACCAAACCCAACCCCAACAGGAAGUUCAACUUUGGAGCCACCUGCGUCAAGACGUGUCCUUAUAACUAUCUGGCUAUGGAAGUAGCUUGUACUUUGGUUUGUCCCAAUGCCAACCAGGAAGUAAUCGCUGUCGACCCUGAAGGGAACGAGACACAGAAAUGUGAAAAUUGUGAAGGAGGCUGUCCCAAAGUGUGUUAUGGUCUGGGUGUGGACAACCUCGGCGUCAUGGACAACCAUGGUGUCACCAUGGUAACAUCUACCAAUGUGGAGCAGUUCAACAAGUGUAAGAAGAUUUUUGGCAGUCUGGCCUUCCUCCCUCAGAGCUUUGAAAGGGACCCUUUGAGCAACACAUCAGGGCUGACCCUCGAGCAGCUGAGCAACUUCAAGAAACUCGAGGAGAUUACAGGUUAUUUGUACAUCGAUGCCUGGCCAGAAGAGUGGACUAACCUGAGUGUGUUUGAGAACCUGAAGGUGAUCAGAGGCAGGAUGCUCUACAAGGGUGUGUUUUCACUGGCCAUCCAGAAUCUACACAUCCGCUCUCUUGGGUUGCGUUCACUACGCAGCGUCAGUGGAGGUUUGGUCCUGUUGCACAACAAUUCCCAGCUGUGCUACACCAGUUCACUGCCCUGGGGCAUUCUCCUCCAUCCCACCCAGGGACCCCACCGCAUUGUCAGCCAGAACCAGGACGCCCAACUCUGUGAGCUAGAGGGGCGUGUUUGUGACCCGCAGUGCGAGGGGGGCUGCUGGGGCCCGGGGCCCGGUCAGUGUGUGUCCUGCAAGGCUUUGCAACGUGGAACUGAGUGUGUUGAGCAGUGUGACAUCUAUCAGGGGUCUAUCCGUGAAUACAUAGAUGGAUCUUUGUGUGUUGCCUGUCACGAGGAGUGUCAAACUCUCAAUGGCUCUGCCUCCUGUCACGGUCCGGGUGCAGAACAUUGUUCAGAGUGUCAAAACGUCCAGGACGGUGAGUUUUGUGCGGAUCAUUGUCCCAGCGGUGGGAAAGGGGAUCAGCAGACUGUGUGGAAGUACGAAAACGCUACACGACACUGUCUGCCAUGCAACAACUGCACGCUGUCCUGCACUGCGGUGGAUGAACGAGGCUGCCCCAUGGAUACCAGGACAGGACCGGGUACAACCAUCGCAGCUGCAGUGGGUGGAGUGGUGCUCUUCUUCAUCCUGCUGGCUCUGAUGGUUUUCUACCUGAGGAGACAGAAGACGCUGAGGAGGAAGGAGACGAUGAGGAGGAUCCUGCAGGAACACGAGCUGGUGGAGCCGCUAACACCCAGCGGUGCGUCACCCAAUCAGGCUCAGAUGCGUAUCCUGAAGGAGACUGAGUUGAAAAAACUCAGGGUGCUGGGUGCAGGGGCCUUCGGUACUGUUUACAAGGGAGUGUGGGCUCCUGACGGGGAAAAUGGGAAAAUACCAGUGGCCAUUAAGGUGUUACGAGAGAACACGUCUCCAAAGGCCAAUAAAGAGAUCCUUGAUGAGGCCUAUGUGAUGGCAGGAGUGGCCAGCCCCUUUGUGUGCCGUCUGCUGGGGAUUUGUCUGACCUCCACAGUGCAGCUGGUCACUCAGCUGAUGCCGUACGGCUGCCUCCUCGACUACGUCAGGGAGAACAAGGACCGCAUCGGCUCCCAGUUCCUCCUCAACUGGUGUGUCCAGAUCGCCAAGGGGAUGAGUUAUCUGGAGGAAGUCCGGCUGGUCCACAGAGAUUUGGCCGCCCGCAAUGUUCUGGUCAAGAACCCAAACCACGUGAAGAUCACCGACUUCGGUCUGGCCCGUCUGCUCGAUAUAGACGAGACUGAAUAUCACGCUGAUGGAGGGAAGGUGCCGAUUAAAUGGAUGGCCUUGGAGUCUAUUCUGCACAGGAAGUUCACUCAUCAGAGUGACGUCUGGAGCUACGGUGUGACGGUCUGGGAGCUGAUGACGUUUGGUGCUAAACCCUACGACAUGAUCCCAGCGAGAGAAAUCCCAGAGGUUUUAGAGGGAGGAGAACGGCUUCCCCAGCCGCUCAUCUGCACCAUCGACGUCUACAGGAUCAUGGUCCGCUGUUGGAUAAAUGACCCAGACAGCAGGCCGAGGUUCAAAGAUCUGGUGACUAAAUUUAGCGCCAUGGCCAGAGAUCCACCUCACUAUGUAGUCAUUCAGAAUGAUGAGCAGAUGAGCAUGUCCAGCCCAGUGGACAGCCAGUUCUUCCGGAUGCUUCUGGAGGAGGAAGGGAACAACAUGAGGGAACUGCUGGAUGCUGAGGAGUAUCUGGUGCCUCAGCCAAACCACUUCCCCAGGGUUCAAGGAGACGGGGUUCAAGCCAACGGGUCGUCCAGACAUCAGUCGUACAGGCAGAGCCGAGAUCAGGGCUUAGACAUUGAGCCCUCCGUCGGCGGCGGCCCUCGAAGCAUGUACUCCUCCCUGAGCACACUUGGCCGCAGCCAGUACCCCACCUUACCUUUAGGAGCCAGCACCUCUAACGGCAUAUGGGUCCCUCAGUACCCAACGCUGACUCGCAGCCCCUCGGCCGGGGGCCAGUCUGACUCUGUGUUCCUGGACGGGUCUCCAGACGACCCCUCGCUGCCCCCGGCCAGCCCCGGACGCUACAGCAAAGACCCCACCUACUCCAACGGGAGCCAGGGCGACCUGGAGACAGACGGGCCAAAUGGCUAUCAUCAUCCUCAUCCCCCUCAUCACUCAUUGCCCAGACGGAGUCAUGGGUAUAUUCAAAAUCACCCCUUGCCAGAGUACAUCAACCAGGAGAUCCAGGAUCUCAGGCCGGGGAUCCCCGAGCGGCCCACCACACUGCCUCGUAAAGGCAGAGCAGUACGGCGCCUCCCUAACGGCCUGAGCUCCGGUCACAGCGUGGAAAACCCGGAAUACUUGGUCCACGCGGGUGCCGGAGCCACCACCGCAACCUCUCCAGCCUUCGACAACCCGUACUACCUGGACCUUGUGGCCAAAGCCAACGCUGUAGCCGGGGCUGCGGCAGUGGAUGGCCCCGAGGCACCGGAGAGAGCGCCGAGGCACGUGAACGGGUUUGUGACCUCCACGGCAGAGAAUCCAGAGUAUCUGGGACUGGCGGACACCUGGAGUGGAUAUACUUGAGGAGAGUAAUGUGAUGAACUCGAGAGGAGUCACAGUUUGUGUUCUACUGAGGGAAACGAUGAGCGAGGGAAAGGGAAGAUGAAUAUUUGUGUGACAGAAACGAGCUGGCGUGUGAUUGAUACUGGGAAUAGUACGUGCACGUGGAACAAAUUCAAAUCGGUCGAUGUUGUCCCGCAAAAGUCGCCAAAUCACACCCAGUUGUGACACAGCCCAACUCAACAAAGUGUAGCAUCUAAUCUGGUGUCUGGCAUCAUUUGUAUUCCCGUCGUCCUCUCAGCAAUCUGUGCUCUCAGUGUGACUGUUAAGUGCCAAAAAACGAAGUCCAGUCAGCCUCUGUAUAUAACUCAGUUCUUCAUAAGCAAAGGAGUUCACAUUUUGUCAAAACACAACAUGGUACGAGAAGGGUCUGAUUAUCACAGAAUCCAACAUUUGACUGGAUUAAUGAAUGCUGAUUUUUUUUUUUUUAAACGUGUUUAAUGUCUGGUUGUUUCUAUUUGUGGAGCAUUUUUUGUAUUUCCCCGAGUUCCCUCAUGCUAUAUGUUGUUCCAUAUGCUACUCAGCCCGGCCAAAAUGAGAGAAAAUAACAUAUACUUUGACAAAGUGGGCCGUGAUACGCAUUGAAGGCGGUGUUUAGUAUUCUGGUCACUUUGUCUCUGACCUGAUGGGGGUCUUCAACACACUCAAAGCCAUUUUGUUUUGGCCAGAGAAGUCCCAGCAGCCCAUCUGGCCAGUAAACAUGCUCCCUGAAAGAAAGGCAUCCUGUAUGGAGAAGACAGAGGCAUUGUGCCACACUGAUGUAUGUGGUCGUUAGUGUCUUGGCUGCAGCGACUUUGUGGUACGACAGAUAAGAAACGAGGUACUAGCAGACGUUUUAAGCUGCAAAAUUCUCAAAAAUGUUUUUGUUUAAAAGACAAAGUGCACUUGUAACUAAGUUAGAGCCGCGUUUUCAGGGAUUUUGCAAAUACUUAGGGAAGAUUAUGUGCAUUUUUUAUCAUGCACAAUGUACUACAAUGGUAGGAUACUGUCCCCCAGGCUUGUGUUAUCACAACAAGCCUUUUGGUUUUGGUGGCCUUUCACUGUGCAAGAAAGAACUACAAGCUAUUGGUGAGUAUAUUCCACAAGAAGUGAAGAAUUUGCAUGUAUGUAUACAUGUUUGUUACCCUACAUGGAACAGAAAAGCAGCUGUGCAUUUUUGUGUAAAAACGAGCAAUGCACUCGACAAUAGAGAGAGAAACGUCGCUCCGCUCGGUUUGGAUAAUCAAUGCAUGGCUCAAAUUCCACUCAGCGAGAACACACUGGCAUCCCAGUUAAUAAUCAACAGCAUUUUUUUUUUUUUUUUUGAAGAGUGCUUUUUUCAUGUUAACUGGUGUUGGGGCUGGGGGAGGUCAAAACCGAGUCAAAGGAGCCAUUGUUUGACGCUCAUGUCAAUGUUGGAAAGUCAGCGCUCGCCCAACUCGCACGUCCCAACGACUGAUGUUGUCUCAGCUUUGAAAAGAGAGAAAUAGAGUUUCCUUCUGUAGAGGUUUGGAGCUCGGCCGCAGAACGUGGCUCAAUGUUUAGAGCUCGAAAUCCUGAAACAAGUCUUGAAACAAUUGAACCUCCGUCAACACAUCAGUUCUACUCUGAAAGUCUUUUAUCUUGAUGUUCUCAUACGGGUUUUGAAGAGUUUUGUUCCAGAAUAAGAAUCCCUAAAAAUGAAACCUGAUUUUAUAUACAUAACAAUUUCUUACAUAAAAAUAACAUGUUUUUAUAAAAACAUAAGAUUUUAUUUUAAUACCCUCAACUAUCAUAUACUAACAUUAUUUCGAAUGGAAUUAUUAUUGAGUGAUAAUAUUCACAUAAUUGUUUUUUUAGUAUAUAAUGUAUAUUAAAUAGUGUUUUUGGAAUGAAACCCUUCAUAUGUAUUGUUGUUGUCAGGUGAAGACCUCAUAUCUCCACAUAAAAAAUAAAUAAGCAGACUUUAGAUUGAUUAAAUUUAAAGGUGCACCCACAGACUUUUAUUAUAUUACCCAAUAUCACCAUUUAAUCUUUAAAACUUUCAGAGGUUACAUUUUAAAAUAUCAACCGUAAGGUGUGAAGAAAUAUGGAGGUGCUGGGUGUUCUAAAAAAGAAAUCGAGUACCUACUAGGGCUGUCCUUGACCAAAGAAAUUCUUAGUCGACUAAGGACCCAAACACACCUUUGAGUCGCCUCACGUAGCCAAAAAGUUGCAAGCGAACACACCGCAAAGACUACAGCCGACGGCCAACUACCACGUACGUUCUGCACCUGCAUGAUAUGAAAUAACUGUCCCUACCAGCAGGUGGCGGUAGUCUGUAUUCAUCAUUCAAAAAGGGAAACCGGAAGACCGAGGAUGGUGGAUAUACAAGCCGUUGUUAUGUUAGUACAUGAAACAAAGCGGCGUUUGACGACCGUUCUCCCACCACUCUCACUCACCACUUAACUUUGUUCCAGAUGGCCAUGUCGCUGUGAAAAUAUCCAUGUUUUGGAACGAUCAGAUGAGAUAAAGAUGAAAAAUGCCUUCUGUGUUUUUCCCUCUUGACUGUACUCUUGCUUUCCACACGUCCAUUUCUAUUCUCAUGCAUUGAUUCGUUUAAGCUGAACAGCCAAUCGGAGUGAUUUCUCUCACCGCCGGGCGCCGCCGCUGGUUCAACACGCUGAAUCGGCCGGAAAAAGUCAGACAGAAUAGAGCUGACGAUGUGGGACACACCGAAAAAAAUAGGCCGACAGACGCUCACAGACGGCCCCAAACUGUCCGACGACCGACCGACGGCUUGGUGUGUCGGGGCCUAAAGACUCGUACGAUUUUGUCGACUAAUCAAUUCGACUUAAUGGACUGAUCUAUAAAACUGAGUUUCUCCACAAAGAAUCACACAAAAGCAGCACUUUAAAUCGUGUGCUUACCAGAGAUGUGCUCAUAAGAUUCCCGGAAAUUAGUCAUUCAGCAUGAAAAAAGCUGAAAAAAAACGACCGAUUAGUGGUUUAAUGGAUUAACAGGUUGCAGCUCCAGUGCCUACAAACAUCCCUCUGCUGGAGAUACAAGGUUUUCACUGGAUCAUAACAAUGUUAAAGCACAGCUCACAGAUGUUCCCGCUUCCUUAUGAAUGUGAUAUUCUUCCAGGAGACCUUAUAUACAAUCACUAUUAAUGUACUGGUGUUUACACUGUAGUGUCUUUUUGUAUAAAAUGUUCAUUUUAGAUGUGUCAUGACCCAGGACUCUCACAGAUAAUGAUGCUGUCCUCCUUUAAACCACACGUGUCCUUUUUCCCGUUUAUUUUUAUAUAAAACCGUUCAGUUGAACUAAAAUCAGCUCAGAGCCUGAGGACUGGCACGGUGACUUGUUGGUUUAUGGUUUAAAUCUAACUGCCUUUCUCCCUGUUGAAGUGUUCUUGGGCAAAAUGCUAAAUCAUGAUCUGAUUUGAAUUAGCUAAAAUGUCGAAAAAGUAAAUGGUUGUUGGUCUCUUUUUAAAUUUUGAGAUUAAGCAGGAGCGCAAGCUGAAUGAAAAUGAGGCCUGUGACUGUUAAACCUCUACAAAAGUGUGUUUAAAAAGUCUCAUCCAAGGAAGGAACAGUCAACUAACGAGAGUGUUCUGAAGGUUUUAUAAAAUUAAAUAUCUGUAAUUUACAUUUUGAACAAAAUGUAUCUUUUGUACUUUACAUGUGAAUAUUUUUUUUUUUUUUACCUUUCACAGUUUUGUGUGAUUGUGACAGAACAUGAAUAAUAAUAAUUUUUUUGGGAGUUUGUUUUUUUAAUGCAUCUUUUCUUAUUUGGUCAGUAAGUCCCAUAAUGUAAAUGUGUAGUAUAUAUAUAAAUAAAUAAAAACAAUCACUUUGGUAGCUAAUUUGAUUGAAUGCAUUGUGACCAGUCGCUCUACUGUGGAGGGAGUAAAUACGUAAGAAAAUAUUUUAUGAAGAAAUGGUCAUUUUAUAUGGAAUUGUUUGCAUACGUUGUGUGUGUCAUUAAAAGCUUAUAAAACACUU
Molecule: messenger RNA, 8312 nt
Organism: Sebastes umbrosus (honeycomb rockfish)
Lineage: Eukaryota; Metazoa; Chordata; Actinopteri; Perciformes; Sebastidae
Gene: erbb2
Product: erb-b2 receptor tyrosine kinase 2
Exons: 27
Coding region: 436-4332 (1298 amino acids)
Biological process (GO): positive regulation of MAPK cascade; multicellular organism development; protein phosphorylation
Cellular component (GO): basal plasma membrane; signaling receptor complex
Molecular function (GO): ATP binding; transmembrane receptor protein tyrosine kinase activity
Source: RefSeq, a predicted model, not a curated record